This is a messenger RNA of Brachypodium distachyon (stiff brome), 1915 nucleotides long. RefSeq names its product beta-glucosidase 32. Bases 66 to 1583 code for a protein of 505 amino acids. Gene Ontology annotation, molecular function: beta-glucosidase activity. Gene Ontology annotation, biological process: carbohydrate metabolic process. The transcript is spliced from 13 exons. The record is from RefSeq and is a predicted model, not a curated record. Lineage: Eukaryota; Viridiplantae; Streptophyta; Magnoliopsida; Poales; Poaceae.
UCUUCUCUCCGCCUCAGUGCAUUUAACUGGCGGGUGAGCCGUCUUUGUAGCUGAAAGUUGUGAUUAUGGCGAUGCUGCUCUACUUUCUCCUCCUCCUCCUCCGCCUCACUGCCUUGCCAAGAGACUCUGCUGCGCUCACCCGCCACGACUUCCCCGACGGAUUCAUCUUUGGAGCAGGCACCUCGGCGUACCAGGUGGAAGGGGCGGCCGCGGAAGAUGGAAGAAAACCCAGCAUUUGGGACACUUUCACUCAUCAAGGUUACUCUUAUGACAAAUCUACCGCAGAUAUUUCAGCAGACCAAUACCAUCAUUACAAGGAUGAUGUAAAACUUAUGCAUGAGAUUGGUCUAGACGCCUACAGAUUCUCCAUUGCGUGGCCCCGGCUUAUCCCAGAUGGAAGAGGAAGGAUCAAUCCGAAGGGCUUGAAAUACUACAACAACUUAAUAGAUGAAUUGAUACGGCAUGACAUACAACCUCAUGUCACAAUCUACCAUCUUGAUUUCCCUCAGUCCCUCCAGGACGAAUACAAGGGACUGCUCAGCCCCAGAUUCGUAGACGAUUACACCGCGUACGCUGACGCCUGUUUCAAGAGCUUUGGGGACAGGGUGAAGCACUGGGUCACCGUCAAUGAGCCCAACAUCGAAACUAUAGGCAGCUUCGACAGCGGCGAGCUGCCACCACGGCGCUGCUCCUAUCCUUUUGGCGUGAACUGCACCGGAGGGAACUCCACGACGGAGCCAUACAUAGCUGCUCACCGUCUCCUGCUUGCACAUGCCUCGGCAGUGUCUCUGUACAGAGACAAGUACCAGGGAACUCAAAGAGGACAGAUCGGAAUUACUCUCUUGGGCUGGUGGCAUGAGCCUGCUACCAAGGCAUCGCGGGAUGCAGCUGCUGCAACGAGGAUGAAUGACUUCCACAUUGGAUGGUUCAUGCAUCCUCUGGUGUAUGGGGAUUACCCUCCGGUCAUGAGGAGGAGGGUGGGCGCACGGUUGCCGUACUUAACAGCAGAGCAGUCGAAGAACUUGUCCGGAUCAUUUGACUUUGUCGGCUUCAAUCACUACCUCGUGGUUCGCGCGCAAUCUGACGAGAGAGCCUUUGAUCGGAAGCAGAGGGACUACUACAAUGAUGCAGCCGCUAUUGCAAAUCCAUUUAAAGACAUCCAAGAGGGCCAUCUUGAGUCUGCUCCUUGGGCUCUAGGGAAGUUACUGGACCACCUGAGACUGAAGUACAGAAAUCCUCCAGUUAUGAUUCAUGAAAACGGAUUUGCAGACGCCCCCAAAACCCCAAGCAAGAUUGAGUUUGACGACGACUACAGAUCAGAGUACCUGCAAGAUUACCUGGAAGUUCUCUACCAGUCCAUACGGAACGGAUCGGACGCGCGGGGGUACUUCGUGUGGUCUUUUCUCGAUGUGUUCGAGUUACUGUUCGGCUACGCUUCGCGAUUUGGCCUGUGCGGCGUCGACAUGAACGCCGUGGAGAGGACGAGGUACAUGAGGAACUCCGCCCGCUGGUACUCCAGCUUCCUCAAAGGCGGCGAGCUGCGGCCGGGGUCGCCGUCGGGGAAAGGGUACGGCGUCGCAUGACGUGCUUCUUGGAUACUGCCAUAGGAUGCUUCAGCUGUAGUAUUUCCGUUUGGAAACUGAAUUAAGACCGCACGCGUAGUUGCGCCAAUAUCUGCGCUCUUCGAGAUAAUAAACAACGUGUUGGUCACUUUCAAGCCUCGCGUCCUCACAUUAGAUGCCUCGUGACUUCGUGAGCGAGUUGUGAGCGCGUGUCGAAGGACGACGUGAAUCCUGUGCGUGUGUGGGUGCGUCCAAUUUCCAAAGAUGUGGCACGAGCCGUGAAUCGGGAAAAUCUUGGAAGAUAAACCCUGCUUCCUCCAUUUCAUAAAAGUUGGCGUAUUUUGUUUCGUUAA